Messenger RNA from Candidozyma auris, 813 nucleotides. RefSeq lists its product as uncharacterized. NCBI's taxonomy places the organism in Eukaryota, Fungi, Ascomycota, Pichiomycetes, Serinales, Metschnikowiaceae. Gene Ontology annotation, molecular function: oxidoreductase activity, acting on NAD(P)H, oxygen as acceptor. Bases 1 to 813 code for a protein of 270 amino acids. The transcript has a single exon. The record is from RefSeq and is a predicted model, not a curated record. Gene Ontology annotation, cellular component: intracellular anatomical structure.
AUGCUCUAUAAACCUUCUGAGGCUCCUGUCUUUGACUUGUUUUCACUCAAGGGCGAUGUCUCUCUUGUUACUGGAGGGGCUCGUGGAAUCGGUCUAGGUGCUGCCAUAGGCUUGGCUGAGGCAGGAUCUGACGUUGCUAUAACCUAUAAUUCGUCCAAAGCAGAUGAGGUGAAGGCCGUUGAAGAAAUUUUCCGGGAAUUGGGAGUACGCUUCAAAGCAUACAAAUGCAAUGUGGUGAACAAGGAAGAUAUCGAGUCCUGCGUUCAACAGGUUCUCAGGGACUUUGGGAGAUUAGACGUGGUGGUACCAAAUGCUGGUGUGGCCAUCCAACAAGAGGCUGAAAAGUUUACGUUGGAGAAUUAUCGCAAGACUAUGAAUGUUAACUUAGAUGGAGCCUUCUUCACUGCACAGGCGGCGGCCAAUGCGUUCAGAAAACAGAGAGGUAAAUCGGACUCUUUCAAGCAAGGAAGAAUAGUUUUUACGGCUUCAAUCUCGUCUAUCGUGGUAAACUAUCCUCAGCCACAAGCACCAUACAAUGCUUCAAAAGCAGCUGUAGUGCGUUUGGCCAAGUGCUUGGCUGUGGAAUGGGUUGACUUUGCUAGAGUGAAUUGCGUGUCUCCUGGCUAUAUUGCAACUGAAAUGACAGGCACACAACCAGAAGAAAGGAAAAAGGUCUGGUUCAGCCAGAUACCAGCGAAGAGAAUGUGCUCUCCGUAUGAGCUUAAAGGUGUGUAUGUCUUCUUAGCUAGUCAGGCAUCAUCUUAUGUAACUGGCGAGGAGGUUAUUGUUGGUGGAGGCUACGCCCUUCUUUAA